CAACACAUUUGUGAGAAGGAAGUUCUCACAGACCAGCAGGUCUGUAACCAGGAGAAGAACUCCAGUCUGGACCAGGAGGAUCCAGCGCCUUCACAUAUUAAAGAAGAACAGGAGGAACUCCGCAGCAGUCAGGAGGGAGAGCAGCUUGAACUGAAGCAAGAGGCUGAUAUCUUCAUGGUGACUCGAUCUUAUGAGGAAAGUGACCACAGUGAACCAGAGUCAAACAAAGAGCAGCUCAUUUUUCACAGCUCUCCUGAAGCAGAGAGCCAAGAUCAUGAAGAAAAGCACGUGGACUCAGGAUCAAGUAAAAAUGCAGAGCUGAAGAAGAGGAAACGCAGUCAGAGCUUGGACAACACCACUGUGUCAGAGACUCAAAGUAAAUCUGACAAAGUGAAAAAGUAUGUACAAUGUGAAAUCUGUGGGAAAACCUUACAUACAUCUAAUCUGACUGCCCAUUUAAGAGUUCAUACAGGUGAGAAACCACAUUGUUGCACCACUUGUGGCAAAGGAUUCAUUCAGAAAUCAAAUUUGAAGCGUCAUUUGAGAACACACACAGGUGAGAAGCCAUUUACUUGUAGCACCUGUGGGAAAAGUUUCGGUCUGAAACCAGAGUUGCAACGCCAUCUAAGAAUUCACACAGGUGAAAAGCCACAUUGUUGUAACACUUGUGGGAAAAGAUUUACUGACCUGUCAGGGAUCAUAGCUCACAGGAGAGUCCACACAGGUGAGAAGCGGUAUUCUUGUAGUACUUGUGGGAAAAGAUUCAUUCAGAAAUCAGGAAUGAAAACUCAUGUAAGAAGUCACACAGGCGAGAAGCCGUAUUCGUGUAGCACGUGUGGGAGAAAAUUUAGUCAUAAAUCAACACUGCAAACUCACGUAAAACUUCACACGGGAGAGAAACCACAUUCUUGUAGCAUCUGUGGCAAAAGCUUUGUUCAAAAGCCACACUUAAGUAGGCACAUGAAAAUUCAUACUACUUGAAGUUUCAUGCUUAGAUAAGAUAGCUGUGAGUAGUAGUAGUCUGUUGGUCAUAAAGCUCACACUGACUAGAAGUUUAAUGACUGCAACACUUGAGUGAAGAAGUUGUGUAGAGCAGAGCAGUAAAGAGAAAUGUUUUUUAUUUAUUCAUACAAGGAUGAUACAUUAACAUUUCUGCAUUUUAAAGCCUAUCACAGCUGACGUAGGCUGAUAUGGGUAUGCCCUGGACAGGUCAGCUCCUUAGCUAAAACAUAGAUGGUCAAUUAUUCACACCUAUGGGCAAUUUGGCAAGUAACUAACGCACCAGUUAAUAUAAAAAAGUAUAAAAUCAAACCCUUAAAAAAAAAACAGCAAUAACAACAAUAUUCAUAAUAAAACAAUCAGGUGUCACAAUAAGAUGCCUCUACAAAAACAGUUCCUGUCCACCACAAGACAGAAGGGCACAUCACAGUCCUGAUACUUCCGUGGUGUGUCACUCCUCUUGCUGUCCACCUCGAGACGGUGUAUAAAUAAGCGUUUGCUUUUAGUGCCUUUUUGGACAGCAUCGUUGUCUGUGACAAUGGGAACACGAAUCUUCUCAGCUCUUCUGCUGUGAGGAAUGCCUGUCUCCAUGCUGACACACCAGCUCCGCCACAAAUUCUUUGUGUGCCAUGGGCAGCACCUGCAUGGCACUGAUCGCCUCAUGGUCCCGUACCUGCAGCAGUCUUGCUGUGGGUGGACUAAUACUGAAUGAACUGGUCUAGUAUGUCAGCCACUCUCACAGCCCAGUGUCCAUCUGCAUCCUCCACCUUUCUCUUCACCGUUUCCUCUGGACAAACAGGUGGAUGGUAGUGCACACAGGCACCUCCCAAGUGGGUCAUCUCUGAUCCACCUCACAGAUCCCAAUUCCCAUUUUUUUUGUUGAGAGUAUUUUCCCUCCCUCCCAGGCAUUCCCUGUGUAGAUACUACAUGCACCAAAUCUUGUGCUGGUCAGAUCCAGGAACAUUUGGGACUGGUAUAAAACAACUGUCCAUGUAAACAUGGCAUCCUGUGCUAAGCAACAGCUGAAAAAGGUUCAUCACCACAUCAUAAGACAGCCCAUCAUCACUUGCUUUUAAAGUCUUAACAGUGUAUGUGAUGAAUCUAAAGGUUGAUUCAGCCAAUGUAAAACCUUUCAUCCCUCAUUUAGUUGGUUUGUCCGUCAUGUAUUGUGUCAUGCCAGGCUUUGCUUUAGGUGCCACCAUCCUUUCAUCAACUGCCAGUUCCCUCCUCGGGUGUUAAUAAGCUGGCUGCCACAGAGGAUUUCGUAAUUUUUUACAUCCUACUCAGGAUCAGUGAGGUGGAUGUUCCAAAAUAUGGCUCUGAACCUGUCUCUUGUCAUUAUGUCAUUGAUGGAAGGGGCACAGACAAGGCAUGAUUGUGUCUCCAGUAGUCUUAGUCUUGGCAGCGAUAUGUAAAUCCAGAGACCAAAAAGCUGAUAGAAAUCUUCUGUUUCUAAAUCAGUCCAUUUGUAUUCUUUGCCUAAAUCCGGAUUUUUGUCAGUGGCGAAAAACAAUAAAAACGGGUCUUUUAGACUACAGCAUUCUCUCAAUUGUCACAGGAGUUACGUCCCGGGACCCCCGCUAUAGGGGAAAAGUAGGAAAUUGAGUCUUUAUAGCAAAAAUAAUUAGAAUUAUAAUCUAAAAA
This is a messenger RNA of Neolamprologus brichardi, 2643 nucleotides long. The record is from RefSeq and is a predicted model, not a curated record. Lineage: Eukaryota; Metazoa; Chordata; Actinopteri; Cichliformes; Cichlidae.